UUCACUUUUUCAGGUUCAAUUAACCUAGCAAUACCUUUCUCUUUUACCAGCAUACAUAUAGAAACAUAAUAUAAUAUUCAAUGAUGGAGUCUUUCUGUGGUGUAGACAAUGAUUUUAGGUACUUUUUUGCUUCUUUAAUAACUCCAGUGAUUGUCGUCUCUCCAGCUUUGUUAUUACCAGGCAGCUAAAGGUUUGGCCCUACCUUGGGGCUUUCAAAAAAGGUUCCAACAUAUUCAUUAUUGUAAUUGCCCUGGGUCGCCAUUUUCAUUCAACAAUGGCUGAGAAUCCUGUUAAUGGGUCCAAUUGUAGGGUGGAUCCCGGUUCAGCCAAAUCAAACAACCAUCCUGGUUCCAACUCAGAGGGAAAUUGUCCAUACGGUAAUGAAAACGCCGACUUCUCCUAUACUGUGUUAAAAUACAUAAACGAUGUGCUUAUGGAAGAAGAUGUAGAGGGUAGACCCUGCAUGUUGCAGGAUUGUUUAGCUCUCCAGGCUGCGGAGAAAGCUUUCUAUGAUGUUCUAACUCAGAAGUAUCCCUCUUCACCUCCUCAUUUCCAUCACAAUUUACAAGUCCCAAACAAAUCAACCUGGCAUUAUGAUCCACACGACGACUUUGAUUCAUUGGAAGAAAGGAGGAAAAACAAGCAUUUGGCAAUGGCUGUAGAAGGUUCGUCUGAAGAACACAUGUUCGACGAGGUUUUCCUUGUUAAGACUGGGAAUGGUGUAUCCAUGUCAUGUCCUCUUUAUGAAGGAUAUCAGAAUAGAGAAGCCAACAGCAAGUUGGAAGAUAAUGGAGAGGUGAAAAGAAAUAAUAGGAAAAGAAUACCUGCAAAGAAACAAGCCGGCAAUGGAAAGGAAAUGGUGGAUUUGGGGAGUCUCCUAACUCAAUGCGUACAAGCUGUUGCCGUAUAUGACCAAAGAAUUGCAACUGAGCUACUUGGUAAGAUCGGGUACUAUUCUUCUCCUUAUGGUGAUGGAACUGAGAGGUUGGCUCAUUACUUUGCCAAGGGUCUCGAAAUACGCUUAAAUGGUACCAGGGCACCUCUAUUCACCCAAAUUCCAUCCAAUACUACAUUGGCCACUGAUGUCUUAAAAUCCCACAUUUUACAUGUUUCAGUAUUUCCUUUCGGGAGGAUAUCAAAUUUGUUUUCAAAUCGAAACAUUGCAAAGCUAGCAGAGAAGGCAACCACGGUCCAUGUUAUUGAUUUCGGCAUUGCCUAUGGUUUUCAAUGGCCUUGCCUUAUUCACCGUCUCUAAACAAGGUCUGGCGGGCCUCCUAAGCUUCGCAUUACGGGGAUUGAUUUUCCCCAACCUGGUUUCCGUCCUGCAGAAAGAAUUGAAGCAACAGGUCGUCGUUUAAGAAGGUAUUGUGAGAAUGUUAAUGUCCCAUUCGAGUUCAAUGCCAUAGCAAAAAGAUGGGAAACCAUCCGAGCCGAGGAGCUGAACAUCGAAAAAGACGAGUUGCUCGUCGUUAAUUGUAUGUACAGGCUAAGGAACCUCCCUGAUGAUUCAGUCACGUUGAACAGUCCAAGGAACAUGGUUUUAAAGCUGAUCAAGAGAUUGAAUCCAGAUCUUUUCAUCCAGGGAGUUGUUAAUGGGAAUUACAACUUCCCAUUCUUUAUCAAUCGAUUUCGGGAGGCAUUCUUCCACUUCUCAGCAAUGUUUGACGUACUGGAGGCCAAUGUAGGUGGUGAAGAUCCAGAUAGAUUGCUGCUUGAAAGAGAAACGUUUGGAAGGGAUGCCAUUAAUGUUAUAGCAUAUGAAGGGAUGGAGAGAAGUGACAGAUCAGAAACAUACAAGCAGUGGCAGUUGAGGAACCAGAAAGCUGGUUUCAGGCAGCUUUCAUUAGAGCAGAAUAUGUUGAAUAGGGCAAGGACAGUGUUGAAAUCGGACUACCACAAGGAUUUUGAUAUUGAGGUGGAUGGCAAGUGGAUGCUUCAAGGCUGGAAAGGGAGAGUAAUCCAUGCACUUUCUUGCUGGAAACCUGUCCAGGACUAAUCUGCUUGCAUAUACAUCAAACUGAAAUAACUCAGUAUCCGAAGUUUAAUCUAAACUUUUAGGACAAGUAAAAGAACAUGGAAUGCCUCAAUCUUGAGAAUAGGCCUUGUUUCUCUAUGACUCCUGGAAAGUAACUCAAGCACAUGAUUCAGAAUAGCUUGGGCUGUAAUGUAGCAGUCUUCAUGAAACCUAUACUUGUGCAGAUUACAUCUUUCUGAUAGGAAAGGAACUUCAGAUCAGUUCAAUACAAAU
Messenger RNA from Gossypium raimondii (Peruvian cotton), 2248 nucleotides. Its product is annotated as scarecrow-like protein 30. Lineage: Eukaryota; Viridiplantae; Streptophyta; Magnoliopsida; Malvales; Malvaceae. Gene Ontology annotation, molecular function: DNA-binding transcription factor activity; sequence-specific DNA binding. Gene Ontology annotation, biological process: regulation of DNA-templated transcription. The transcript has a single exon. The coding region runs from base 1478 to 1996 and encodes 172 amino acids. Gene Ontology annotation, cellular component: nucleus. The record is from RefSeq and is a predicted model, not a curated record.